Molecule: messenger RNA, 1419 nt
Organism: Kickxella alabastrina
Lineage: Eukaryota; Fungi; Kickxellomycota; Kickxellomycetes; Kickxellales; Kickxellaceae
Product: eukaryotic rRNA processing
Exons: 1
Coding region: 188-1057 (289 amino acids)
Biological process (GO): rRNA processing; ribosomal large subunit biogenesis
Cellular component (GO): preribosome, large subunit precursor; nucleolus; nuclear periphery
Source: RefSeq, a predicted model, not a curated record
UUUUUUGCCAUUCUCCUUUUUUUGCUUUUUUCUCUUCCCUUUCUGUCAUAGUACAUAUUUUUCGACCCAUUGAAUUCCAUCUGUUUUGGCCGUAUUUUGAGCGCAAAGAAACAGUCUAGUAUACUUAUAUUCACACACACAGCACUUGCCAGAAGCACUCUUGGACAAAAUUUAAACACUGCUAAUAAUGUCAGACAACGAGUACGCAUACGAGGACUCUGUGCUUGAGGACGAGGAGACUGCUCUCGAGAUGGCCGCUCUCGAUUCGGACUCCAUGAUGGUUGAGCCCAAGAAGGAGUUUAUAAACCACAAAACCGCACUGUCUGCGCUGCUGGAGGAGAUUUCCCAGAAGGAGCUGCAAUGGAAUCACCGCUGCGACAUUACCAGCUUGACCCCCAUUGUCCUGGAAAAGGCCGACAAUGAUCUGGACCGUGAGCUUAAGUUCUACCAACAAGGCCUGGACGCAGUGCUUCGGGGCAAGCAGGAGCUGGUGAAGUUCGGAAUUCCAUUUGAGCGGCCCGUCGACUACUUCGCCGAGAUGGUGAAGUCUGAUUCUCACAUGGCAAGGAUCCGCCAGAAGCUGCUUGACCAGCAGCAGGGCAUCCAGAAUGCCGAGGAGGCCAAGAAGCAGCGCGAGCUGCGCAAGUACGGUAAAAAGAUCCAGCAGGAGAAGAUCAAGGAGCGCGAGGACCAGAAGAAGGCAUCGCUCGACAAGAUCACUACCAUCAAGAAGCGUCUCCGCAGCGGCGAUCUUGGCGAUGCCGACGACUUUGAGAUUGAUAUCGACUCUGACGAUGACCGCAAGUCCAAAACAGGCUAUGGAAACAAGACCAAGGCCAAGGGAGGCAAGCCGAUGCCCAACAAGAGGCGCCAGGUCAAGAACGAGAAGUUUGGCUUUGGCGGCAAGAAGCGCGGCAUGAAGAACAACACGGCCGAUAGCGCGGCUGAUAUGAGCGGCUUUAACGCUGGUCGCAACAAGAGCUCGAGCUUCUCAGGGUCAACUAAUAAAUUCAAGGUCCAGCGGCCAGGCAAGGCGAAGAGACAGCGCACCCGCUAAGCGUUCAUCCGACAAAUGCCAUUGUAUGCUGAGGUGGCGUGCAUAUGUCGCAGUUUUUUCUUUAGCGUUUCUCUUUUGCCAUUUGAUUGUUAGCAAAGUAUAUUGGUUUGUUCGCACAUUCAAAAUGGAUGUAGCGGAUGUAAAAAUUGAGUAGAAAUGUCUAAAAACAAGUAUAGAGGCUAAAGGCCUGCGCGCCGUCUGUCUUCAGCAGCCUGUGCCUGCGUUAGCAUAUAUUUCAGGGCAUCGUCGUCCAUUUCUCGGACCAUAUUGUAGAAAACGGAUGGCUGUUCAUUAUUUGAAAACGCUUCAAUAUCACUGAGUUCGGGGUGCAAGUGCUGCUCGAGCAGAGCGAUUGGCGUCCC